UACCGUGGUCUCGUCCAUCUGCCCAGCUGGGGCCAGUGGGAGGAGACGUCAUGACCCCCACCGUCAUGGCCCUGCUCUGCAUCGGAUUGAGUGUGGGCCCUAGGACUAACGGGCAGGCAGGGACCCUCCCCAAACCCACCCUCUGGGCUGAGCCAGACUCUCUGAUCACCUGGGGGAGCCCUGGUACCAUCUGGUGUCAGGGGACCCUGGGUGCCGAGAAAUACCGUCUCGAUAAAGAUGGAAGACAAGAGCCCUGGGACACACAGAAACCACUGGAGCCUGGGGACAAGGCCAAGUUCAACAUCCCAUCCAUGACAGAGCAUCACGCAGGGCGAUAUCGCUGUUACUAUUACAGCCCUGAUGGAUGGUCAGAGCCCAGUGACCCCCUGGAGCUGGUGGUGACAGUACCCUACGGCAAACCCACCCUCUCAGCCCUGCCAAGCCCUGUCAUGACCCCAGGAGGGAACGUGACCCUCCAGUGUGGCUCACAGGAGGGAUUUGGCAGGUUCAUUCUGAUCGAGGAAGGGAACAAGCUCUCCUGGACCCGGGACUCACAGAGAACCUCCUACAGGCAGUACCAGGGCCUGUUCCCCGUGGGCCCCAUGACCCCCAGCCACAGGUGGACGUUCAGGUGCUACGGCUAUUACAAGAACUCCCCACAGGUGUGGUCAGAACCCAGUGACCCCCUGGAACUACUGGUCUCAGGUAAAGAGAUUUCAUCCUUUCCCACUCAUUUUUUUUUAUUUCAGCAUAUUAUGGGGGUACAGAUGUUUAGGUUACCCCCACAGCCCAAGGAUUACACAGUGGAGAAUCUCAUCCGCAUGGGCAUGGCUGGCUUGAUCCUAGUGGCCCUCGGGAUUCUGCUGUUUCAGGAUUGGCACAGCCAGAGAAGACACCAGGAAGCAGCUGGGAGGUAAACUCCAGAGAGAACAACGCACCAUUCAGAGUGGUCGAUCCUUGGAAGUCAAUCUGAUGAUCCCAGGAGGUUCUGGAAGAGAAUCUAGGGCAUGUGCUGUCUGGACUGUCUGCUGGUCAUUUCCAGAGGGGGGAAUCACUGUCCGAGGACAGGGACACCGUGCAGGGUGGCGAACCUGCAGCCUUAAGGAAACCUGUGGCCUUCCUGAUCCUUAAGUGCAGCCUUUUGACUGAAUUCAAAUUUUACAGAACAAAUGCUUUCAUUAAAAGGGGUACAACA
This is a messenger RNA of Propithecus coquereli (Coquerel's sifaka), 1195 nucleotides long. RefSeq names its product leukocyte immunoglobulin-like receptor subfamily A member 5. Gene Ontology annotation, molecular function: inhibitory MHC class I receptor activity. NCBI's taxonomy places the organism in Eukaryota, Metazoa, Chordata, Mammalia, Primates, Indriidae. The coding region runs from base 51 to 917 and encodes 288 amino acids. The transcript has 5 exons. The record is from RefSeq and is a predicted model, not a curated record. Gene Ontology annotation, biological process: cytokine-mediated signaling pathway.